AUGAGCACACUGGGCUCGUGGGGUGUGACAGCUGGGCUGAAGGUCACCAUCCUCUUGGCUUUCCCUGCUGCUGUCUCCUCUCUGACAGCCCUCAGUGCUGUGACAGCUCUGCUUGUCCUCCCCGUGUCCUGCUGGCCCUGCCACCGCUCCCAGCGCUUCCCAGUGCUCCUGUGUGCCCUGCUCUGGCUGCUCUCCUUCCUGCUCUCUGUCACCCUCCAUUUCUGCCUUUCACUGCUCAUGGCCUUGGUCCUGAGCUGCCUCUUCUCAGUGCUCACCCUGACCUGUUCUGCUCUGGCCCUGCUGGCCAGGGUCCUGCGCUGCCCAUGGAAACAGCCCCCAGGGAAGCUCUGUGCCCUGCUCCUGCUGCCUGUCGUCUCCUUCCCCUUCUUCACUGCUGAUUUUGGGUACUGGCUCUUGCUGAGGGCGUUUGACUUCUCUGUCUUUGCUCCUGGCUCCUCUCUCCCACUCGCCUGUGCCAAGAGCAGUGCCCGCUCUCUGAUUUUCCUGGGUGGGAGCUGUGCAGAGGAAUUCACCCCCUCUGUUAGUGUUGCCUUCCCGAGGGCUUGUGAGGAUGUGCCAGAGCCAGGGCAUAGGGACAACACAGUGCAGUCUUCAUCAAGUGGAAUCAUCAUCAUAGAAAGGCAUCAUAAAAUAGAGCCAUAA
This is a messenger RNA of Onychostruthus taczanowskii (white-rumped snowfinch), 663 nucleotides long. RefSeq names its product mas-related G-protein coupled receptor member X1-like. Gene Ontology annotation, molecular function: G protein-coupled receptor activity. The record is from RefSeq and is a predicted model, not a curated record. Gene Ontology annotation, cellular component: membrane. Gene Ontology annotation, biological process: G protein-coupled receptor signaling pathway. Lineage: Eukaryota; Metazoa; Chordata; Aves; Passeriformes; Passeridae.